Molecule: messenger RNA, 2279 nt
Organism: Erinaceus europaeus (western European hedgehog)
Lineage: Eukaryota; Metazoa; Chordata; Mammalia; Eulipotyphla; Erinaceidae
Gene: IGSF8
Product: immunoglobulin superfamily member 8
Exons: 7
Coding region: 213-2030 (605 amino acids)
Source: RefSeq, a predicted model, not a curated record
UUGAAAGGCCGAGGAAGUCGUGGGAGGAGGCGGCUGGAGGGAGGAACCGGCUGGAGGGAGGAACCUGACGGUUUGUGCUCUGCUCGGCUCCUGCUCGCACCCACGCCUCUCUACUCCGCUUGGCGCCCCCACUUGGGCAUGCGCCCCCCGCGCCCUCAGACACCCCGAGCCCGCGCAGUCCCCCGGAACCUCCUCAGAGCUGCCCGCGCAGGAUGGGCGCCCCAGGCCUCGCGCCGUCGCUGCUGUUGCUGAUGCUGGGCCUCAGAUCCUGGGCCCGGGAAGUGCUGGUCCCCCAGGGACCCCUGUAUCGUGUGGCUGGCACAGCCAUCACCAUCCCCUGCAAUGUCACUGGCUAUGAGGGUCCCACCCAGCAGGACUUCGAGUGGUUCCUGUACAAGCCUGAAGCCCCGGAGGCGGCCCUAGGGAUCAUCAGCACCCGGGACCCCCACUUCUCCUAUGCCAUCUUUGGGCCCCGAGUGGCGGCAGGCGAGGUGCAGGUGCAGCGUGUGCAGGGCGAUGCAGUGGCUCUCCGGAUUGCGCGCCUGCAGGCCCAGGACGCUGGUGUGUAUGAGUGCUACACGCCCUCCACUGACACCCGCUACCUGGGCAGCUACAGCGGCAAAGUGGAGCUGAGAGUUCUUCCUGACACGCUACAGGUGUCCGCCACCCUGCCAGGACACCGAGGACGCCAGGCCACAGCGUCCCCCCCUCGCCUGACAGUACACGAGGGGCAGGAGCUGGCCCUGGGCUGCCAGGCACGGACGAGCAGGGAGCUGCACACGCACCUGGCCGUGUCCUUUGGGAAGGCUAUGCCCGAGGCUCCUGUGGGCCGCUCCACACUGCAGGAAGUGGUGGCGCUGCAGCCUGACCUGGCCGUGGAAGCUGGCGCACCGUAUACUGAGCGGCUGAAUGCUGGGGAGCUGCGGCUGGCCAAGGAGGGGUCACAGCGCUAUCGCAUGGUGGCUGGGGGUGCCCAGGCUGACGAUUCGGGCACCUACCACUGUACAGCCGCUGAGUGGAUCCAGGACCCUGACGGCAGCUGGGCCCAGAUUGCUGAGAAGCGGGCAGUACUGGCUCAUGUAGAUGUGCAGACACUGGCCAGCCAGCUGGCCGUGACUGUGGGGCCCGGGGAGCGCCGGGUUGGCCCCGGAGAGCCCCUGGAACUGCUAUGCAAUGUGUCAGGGGCACUGCCCCCACCAGGCCACCAUGCUGCCUACUCUGUGGGCUGGGAGAUGGCACCAGCAGGGGCACCUGGGCCCGGUCGCCUAGUGGCCCAGCUGGACACAGAGGGCGUGGGCAGCCUGGGCCAUGGCUAUGAGGGCCGCCACAUCGCCAUGGAGAAAGUGGCAUCCAGAACCUACCGGCUGCGGCUGGAGGCAGCCAGGCCUGGUGACUCCGGCACUUACCGCUGCCUGGCCAAGGCCUACAUACGAGGGUCUGGAGCCCGGCUCCGGGAGGCCGCCAGUGCACGCUCCCGGCCCCUGCCUGUGCACGUGAGGGAGGAAGGUGUGGCGCUGGAGGCUGUGGCCUGGCUGUCUGGGGGUGCUGUGUACCGCGGGGAGACAGCCACCCUGCUCUGCAACAUCUCUGUGCGGGGUGGCCCCCCUGGGCUGCGGCUGGCUGCCAGCUGGUGGGUCGAGCGACCUAAGGAUGGGGAGCCGUCCCCUGCCCAGCUGGUGGGGGGCAUGGGCCAGGACGGUGUGGCUGAGCUGGGUACCCGGCCUGGAGGGGGCCCGAUCAGUGUGGAACUGGUGGGACCACAGUGCCAUCGGCUGCGGUUGCACAGCCUGGGGCCCAAGGAUGAGGGUGUGUACCACUGUGCCCCUAGCGCCUGGGUACAGCACCCUGACUACAGCUGGUACCAGGCAGGCAGCGCACGCUCGGGGCCCGUCACAGUCUACCCAUACACUCAUGCCUUGGACACCCUGCUGGUACCCCUGCUGGUGGGUGCAGGGGUGGCCCUUGUCACUGGAGCCACGGUCAUUGGCACCAUCACCUGCUGCUUCAUGAGAAGGCUGGGCAAACGGUGACCUUUUGUCCCCAGUCCUGCAGGUGUUGACCAGCUCCCAUUCCUGACUGCCUGGAAUCCCCUUCCUCUGUCUGCCCUGCCUUUAAUUUAUAUGCCUGACCCCAUCCGAGAGGGCCUUACUCCAUGGCCACUCCUCCCUUCCUCAGCAGACCUCCUCACCUUGAUCUCAUACCCAACCUUAAGGCAGGUUGUCUCCCUGUCCCAGAAUUAGUUUUUUUAAACUGUGAAUAAACAUGUUUUCUAAAACCCA